AUGUCGUACUAUGACGUUGAUUCCAUAUUGACCGAUGCGCAGAAACUGCCCUGCACAUUCGAGCUCGAGGUGCCAGGUCUAGGUAUUCUCGAAGGCAACCCGGGUGAAGAUAUUAAACCGGGGACCCGCAUCGAUCUUCCAUUAUGGUUGGGUGAGAUGCUUUCCAUCGGAGCACGACUGGGGACGUCCCGUCUGGUGACCCUCGACAUGCCGCCUGCGCUGUCGGAGCGAGUGAUGAAUGCACUGAAAGCAGACCCUCGAACCGUUGACCUGCGUGCCUUGGCACCCCACUUCUACAGCCUGAGCGAACGGAUUCUGGAACUAUUCGAAGAAGAGGAGAUGGUUGACGUGUUGACCGAGACCUUUAAGAGGCGGGCGGCCGAAAUCUCCGACCAUGCCCAUAACCCGCGUGGCGCCGUUGGUGAUGGAGUGGAUUUCCUCCGCGGGCUGGACGAGACGGAACGUCAGCUGUUCCGAGCGGCUCACGACCGGGCGAAAGAGAUGCGAGUGUGGUCUGGGGAGGCGAAGAAGAAAUGA
This is a messenger RNA of Penicillium argentinense, 537 nucleotides long. It is a transcript of the gene psf3, whose product is annotated as DNA replication protein PSF3. Gene Ontology annotation, biological process: mitotic DNA replication initiation. Gene Ontology annotation, cellular component: GINS complex. The transcript has 6 exons. The coding region runs from base 1 to 537 and encodes 178 amino acids. Lineage: Eukaryota; Fungi; Ascomycota; Eurotiomycetes; Eurotiales; Aspergillaceae. The record is from RefSeq and is a predicted model, not a curated record.